UCCCAUAAGUUUCCAUUUAUGCCGUUUGCCAUUGGAUGGGUGUUAAGAUGCCAUACAUAAAGGCGGUGCUGGUAAGAAAAUGCUCAGUCACAUGAUUAAACUGGUAUUUUUGCAUGGUUUCUUGCUUGAUCCACAGCCUGAAUCUUAAAGAGAGGCAGAAUUCACAUGGAAAAAUGAAGCGCAUCUUCACAGGACAGCACUUGAGUUUAUGGAGACUGACAAAGCAAGUGACUCCUCAGGAUCACAUAAUGAAGUACUUAAUGAAGAAGAUCCCACCCUACCCACGUCCAGUUGAAUUUUGGGUUUCAGACGUAACCCAUGUUACUGAGGAGACAGGAUUCAGGGGGAUACUGAAGUCCGAGCAGUUCAGACCUCCUAACAGUGAGUUCUCAUGGUGGGCCUUAAAAAUUAAAAAAGGGGAAAUAAGAUCAGCAGAGAAACGUUAUAUGAAGAGUAACGUCUCAAAUACGGCACAAGAGCUGAAGGAACAAAAGCCGUUUUUGGAGAAGUUCACCACAUCACCUCUCUUCAAACUAAAGAAAUCUCGCUACGGCAAUUAUCGCUUCACGUUUCCCCUCACUGAUCUGAUGCAGUGGUACAAAGAACAGAACUGUGGAGGAGAAGACCCGGUUCUCAGGGUGUACGAGACCGUCACCUACAGACAACAGAUUGUGUACACCGUGCUGAUUCACAGUCCUGAGGAUAACCAGCGUUUUGGAGAAUAUCCGCUUCUUGAGGCGAGUGAGUGGGUUCAGUAUCAGGAUGGGAAGAUCAUCUGGAAAGCACAAGCCAUUUGUGAAACCCACCGGUAUCAGUUCAUUUCAGGAGAAGUACAAAGGCUGAAUAGUCAUCUGUUUUAUGUCUGGGAUCUGGUCAGUUUAGUCUUUUACUUGCCAAAAGGUACUAAACAUUUUAAGACCCUGAAAAUCCCCAGAGAAUGCCUUAUAGAAGCUCUUGUGGCCUGUAAACUUGACAGUAUAGAUCUUUCAAGGUACCAAGGUCCUAAAAACAAAAAUGAACGCUUCUGGGAAGCAAAGCUGAACGUGAGUGAGUUGAAACGGGAGUUUGAAAAGAGAAGGAAGUAAAAGAGAGCAAAGAAGAAGAUAAUAUAAAAAUGGAGGUAGACACAUGAUUGUUAAUGAUUCGAAGUUGCAGUUAGAUAAGAAAAAGGAUGAAGAUCAAGCGAAAUGUGUUUAGAAAGUUAAUUAUGUGAAAUAUUCAAUAUAUAAUUCUUAUAAAUUAUCUAUCACUAU
Molecule: messenger RNA, 1253 nt
Organism: Hemibagrus wyckioides
Lineage: Eukaryota; Metazoa; Chordata; Actinopteri; Siluriformes; Bagridae
Exons: 2
Coding region: 114-1085 (323 amino acids)
Source: RefSeq, a predicted model, not a curated record